AGCUUCUCACAUGCCAAGCAAUGUUCUGCGGCACCUCGAGCUUCCACCACGACGCCGACGACAGCCCGUCGUCCUCUCCGAAGGCCGCAAAGAAGAAAUCCAACAGAAACAAAAACCCCUAUUCGUCAAGAGGCCUCGACAAAUUCACCUCCGUUCUCUCUGAGCUCGAAGCCAAGAGAGAGAAAAUCAUGGCGAGCACAGGGGCGCAAGGCAUCUCCAUGGUCCGAUUCAUGUACUCCAACUCCCAGGAUUGGAUCCCGAUCAUCGUUCGGAUCCGCGAAGAUCGCAACAACAACAACAAUCAAAUUGUCGCCGCUGGAGAGAAGAAGCACGAGGAGGUUCCGCCGCCGGCACCGGCGGCUACGACGCCGGCACCUGCGCCGGAGAAUAAGGUGGGCAGAAGGUUGUCCGAUAAAUCUCCGUGGUGGAAGUGGAGAUCGAGUUAUUUUAUGCCGGCGAUGAUGGUUUUGAUUCUGGUAUGUUUGGCGGUGUUCGGAAGAGUGUUUGCGAUCUGCUGUACUUCGAUUUGGUGGUAUUUGGUGCCGAGUGAUGAGGGCGAUCAAAAAAAGAAGAGAAGGGUUUCGAAGAAGAAGGAGUAUGUUAAGAGGUUGAGCGAUAAGAGGACGCUAUCGACGGCGACGGCGGCGGCGGCGGUGGGUCAGGGGAAGAAGAUUCAGGAAUUGGGGUCGCCGAGAGGUACUAAUAAUGCGAAGAAAGAGUGAUUUGUUAAAGAUUCAGAUCUUCUCGACCGGUGCAAUUAUCUCAUGUCAGUUCUUCAAUUUAUUUUUGAUGAUUGGGAUUGAAUUCGUCUGAUAAUUUUGACGGAUUCAAACUCAGCGGCUCAACGAAUUGCAGAGCUGGAAAGAGGUAAUUAGAGAGGAUCGAUCUGAGCUGUUCUUUUAUGUUCUUUGUUUUUAUUUUUUAAUGUUUGAUGAUGUAAAUUAUGACAA
Dendrobium catenatum is the source of this 950-nucleotide messenger RNA. RefSeq lists its product as uncharacterized. The record is from RefSeq and is a predicted model, not a curated record. The coding region runs from base 21 to 722 and encodes 233 amino acids. The transcript has a single exon. Lineage: Eukaryota; Viridiplantae; Streptophyta; Magnoliopsida; Asparagales; Orchidaceae.